This is a messenger RNA of Dermochelys coriacea (leatherback sea turtle), 4394 nucleotides long. It is a transcript of the gene SS18, whose product is annotated as SS18 subunit of BAF chromatin remodeling complex. The transcript has 9 exons. Gene Ontology annotation, cellular component: nucleus. The coding region runs from base 1700 to 2713 and encodes 337 amino acids. Gene Ontology annotation, molecular function: transcription coactivator activity. The record is from RefSeq and is a predicted model, not a curated record. NCBI's taxonomy places the organism in Eukaryota, Metazoa, Chordata, Testudines, Dermochelyidae. Gene Ontology annotation, biological process: positive regulation of transcription by RNA polymerase II.
AAUGCUGAAUUAUUAAAUGACAAUGAUCUCAGUGGCAUGAAACUUCCAUUGCUCACAACAGCAAGGCAGAUGUAGGAAAGGAAACCCCUCAUGUGGAACCCACUCUUCUCCCCCUCCCCCAGUCCCUUGAUCUGAUGGAGGAAGGAAUAGCAAUGCUUUAAAGUGUGGGGCCACUCUUGGAUAUCCUUUCCACUUGACUUUGGGGGCAUCAAGCAUGGUAGAAUUGACCUCUGGACUCUGCUGCCUUUCACCUGGACACUUGAAGUGAUCCUCCUCUAUUUACUGGACAGUGGUGGACGGUAAUAUGGCUGUGUAGUCCAGCACCACAUGGGGUGUGUGUGAGGCAUGUGUAAAGAGUGGGAUGGGGUCUUACAUUGGAAUGUGAUCUAUGAACAGAGGCCCAAGAUUGCUAUUUCCUUCCCAAGAUAGGAAGAAGGGCAGUUGGAAAGCUGAGUGACAAGCAAUGGUGAGCUAACCCAGCUUGGCUGUAGGAAAUGAGUGAGUGGGGGACAGAGAGAUACCGAAACGAUCCCUAGCUGCAUCUCUUAAAACUCUAAUAAGAGUAAGAGUAAUGCUCAACCAGUCACCAACCGGUCGAUCGUGAUCGACUGGUUGAUCCUAGAAGAGCUCCCAGUUGAUUGCGAUCUCUGGCGGUACAGUGUGGCUGUGCUAAGGUAGAUUCCCUUUCUACCCCAGCCCCACACUGCUCCCAGAAGCUGACAGCGUGGCCCUGGGGGAGGGGGGCCAGGGGUCUCCCUCUGUAUGCUGCCCCUGCCUGCAAGCACUGCCUCCAUAGCUCCUAUUGGCCGGGAGAGCUGCAGGGGGGUGCUUGCAGAGAGGGACAGUGUGCAGAGCAACAUGCCCCCUGCGCAGGGGCACACUGGCCCCUUCCAGUAGUGGAGUGGAGCCUGCCUUAGCCUCGCUGUGCCCGCCGCUGACUGGGAGCCACCACAGGUAAGUGCUGCUCAAUGGGAGGCUGCACCCCAGCCCUGAGCCCCCUCCAGAGCCAGCACCCCAUACCCCCCUCCUGCACCCCAACACUCUGUUCCACCCCUGCCCCAGGCUCAGCCCAGAGCCCACUCCUAGACUGCAAACCUCUCGGCUCCAGCCCAGAGCCUGCACCCCCUCCCAACUCACUACCCCAGUCCAGUGAAAGUGAGUGAGGGUGGGGGAGAACAAGUGAUGGGGCUGGAAUGGAGUAAGUGGGGCAGGGUCUUAGGGAAGAGGUGGGGUAGAUCCUGGGUUGCCCUUAAAUUCAAAAAGUGAUCUUGGGCGUAAAAAGGUUGGAGACCACUGGGGUAGAGGUUUACAAAAAAACAAACUUCUUGUCUUUGUCAAAACCUGACUGUUCAGCUCCUUGAAAAAAUUAAAUGGAACUCUUCUUCUGCUCUUCUUUUUUUUUUUUUUUUUUUCCCUCAAACUUUUAGGUGCAGCCCUUUCCCUAAUUGUUUGUUUGUUUGUUUGUAGACAAUCUGGAAUGUAGAAUACAGAGCUAGAGGUCCUAGCACACGCAGUCAUUGCCCCUUUCCUCUUCUAUGCAGGGAAUUUCACUUCAUUGCAUACUUACCAAAGCAGCAUGCACCUGCCCAGUUUUAAAACUGCCAUAACAUCAGUCCCUUUAACGAAGUAGAAGAUAAACUAUAUAUUCUGCAUUUGGAGUGACACACUUUUCCUCAAAUAGAAGCCACCCACACAGAAUAUGCCUAUGGGUCCAGGAGGGAUGAGUCAGAGUGGCCCUCCCCCACCUCCACGUUCUCACAACAUGUCUUCAGAUGGUAUGGUAGGUGGGGGCCCUCCUGCACCACACAUGCAGAGCCAGAUGAACGGCCAGAUGCCUGGACCUAAUCAUAUGCCUAUGCAAGGACCUGGGCCUAAUCAACUCAGUAUGACAAACAGUUCCAUGAACAUGUCUUCAAGUAGCCAUGGGUCCAUGGGCGGUUAUAAUCACUCAGUGCCAUCUUCACAAAGCAUGCCAGUGCAGAAUCAGAUGACUCUGAGCCAAGGACAGCCCAUGAGCAACUAUGGCCCCAGACCAAACAUAAACAUGCAACCAAACCAAGGUCCAAUGAUGCACCAGCAGCCACCUCCUUCCCAGCAAUAUAAUAUGCCACAGGGAGGUGGGCAACAUUACCAGGGACAGCAGCCACCAAUGGGAAUGAUGGGCCAAGUUAACCAAGGAAAUCACAUGAUGAGUCAGAGACAGAUUCCUCCGUAUAGGCCACCACAGCAAGGCCCACCACAGCAGUACUCAGGCCAGGAAGACUAUUAUGGGGACCAAUACAGUCAUGGUGGACAAGGUCCUCCAGAAGGCAUGAACCAGCAAUAUUACCCUGAUGGUCAUAAUGAUUACGGUUAUCAGCAACCGUCGUAUCCUGAACAAGGCUACGAUAGGCCUUAUGAGGAUUCCUCACAACAUUACUACGAAGGAGGAAACUCGCAGUAUGGUCAGCAGCAAGAUGCAUAUCAAGGACCUCCUCAGCAGCAGGGUUACCCUCCACAACAGCAGCAGUACACAGGCCAGCAAGGUUAUCCAGGACAACAGCAGGGUUAUGGUCCUUCACAGAGUGGUCCAGGACCUCAGUAUCCUAACUAUCCACAAGGGCAAGGCCAGCAGUAUGCAGCAUAUAGGCCCACACAGCCUGGACCACCACAGCCACCACAACAGAGACCUUAUGGAUAUGACCAGGGACAAUAUGGAAACUAUCAGCAGUGAAAAAGUACUUACAUUCCAGUAUCUAUUAGCAGCCAUAUUGUCUCCUCAGCACUGUGGACAUCUCCCUGUGAAGAGAAUCUCCCAUUCCAUCUAGCUUUUGGAAAAAUAUUGUGGAUAAAUGGCUGUUUUACAAUAUGCAGUCUUUAUGGGCUAGUUAUAAAAGGCUGUAGCCUCUCAAAAACUCUGAUUUCACAUCUAUACUCUAGAUGGCAAUAUUGGACAGAAAAUGCAUUGACAUAACCGGUUUUCAGUGAGUUCGGAACUGUGCAUCAAACAGACUGUUCCAGACUGAAAGGCGUGAAAAGCUUUGUAUGUUUAUGAAGGUUAUGGGAAUUUAAUAUUUUUUCCACAAAUUCUUUUGUAAGGGGAAGGGGGAAAUGUACACUUUUUACAGCAGCAAUAUUUUGUAUAUUAUGUUUUUCAUGUGAAUAUGCAAGACAGUACACUACUCACUGGGCAGGAUCAAAAAUCUGCUGUUAAUAUGGAUGGGGGCAUGGUAAAUGCUUGAUCGUGUUGGUCUCAAAAUGGUGUAUAAUAAAGGUGAAUAAAGACAUAGUAUACUGUACAUUACCGAUAGGCUCUUGUACAAAGAAUUGAAUCCCAGUUACCUAAACAGGAAGGUAAUCAAGAACAGUAUGAUAUAGUCCUGUGCAAAGAAUUAAUUUUUUAAGCUUUCCAAUUUUUCUGAGUGAAGCAUUUUUGUAAAGAUGGUUUCUAAUGUAGUUUAACAAUUUUUUGCAACACGGUUUAGCACCCAGAAAAAUUGUUCAAACUGUAGGUGUUUUGUCACAGCUUAACAUAAACCACGCCGUAAUCCCUUUCUAAUUGCAGUAACAAAGAAUAUGACAAUGUUAAUUUUACCUGGUUUGAAUAUGCAAAGAAUUAAAAAACUAAUACUGAAGACAGGUCAAACUGUAUUUGUAUAGCGUAUUUUAACCUUUAGUUGGAUAAUUUGUAUGUAACAAACUAGCAUAGAAGAAUUUGUAAACCUCUAUCUAAACUUUCUUAACUGGGAAUUAAUACCUUUAGAAAGGGGGCAUUUUUUGUGUGUAUCCAUUUUUCUUACUAGUUAAUAUGAGACCAAGGUAUGUUUUAGAUUAUCACAUAUAAACCUGCUGGUGAGGUAAAUGCCAAAUUUUGUUGUGAACUGCAUUGAUGCUUAUAAUGUUGCAUGUGACAUAGAGGCAACACGCUGAUCAAUAGCGAAGCAGGCAGAUUGGUUUUGAGACCAUCCUGUGACUGUAGUUCAGAUAUGUGAAGGGAUAUUCUGUUGUGCAAGAAUACAUGCAUUCAGGACUUCUUGGCAAUCUUUAUGAAGGACAUAACUUAAAAAUAAAAUUAGCCCAGGGAUAAAAUAAUAAUUUUUUCACAGUUGGCCAUGAUGUUUUAACAGGGAGAAAGCAAUUGUAAUACAUAGUAUUUGAAUGAGCAAAACAUACACGAAAAACAAAAUUUUCAAUUUGUCCAUUGUAUUUUUAAAGGGAGAACUUUUUUUUUUAAAGCUUAAAGUUGAUCAGUAGAAAAUGCACAUCAAGGUUUGAACAGAUAACGCAUGAGGAGCAUUAUUAUGAAUGAAAUGCUUGUAGGUUCUGUGCCAAUUUUCCACCACUGUGUACUUCAUUGCUAUUUAAAACUGUACUCCAUCAACUCUAAAGGAAGAAUAAAUUAUUUGUGAUUUUAA